This is a messenger RNA of Diospyros lotus (date-plum), 1630 nucleotides long. RefSeq names its product divinyl chlorophyllide a 8-vinyl-reductase, chloroplastic. The coding region runs from base 188 to 1444 and encodes 418 amino acids. The transcript has a single exon. NCBI's taxonomy places the organism in Eukaryota, Viridiplantae, Streptophyta, Magnoliopsida, Ericales, Ebenaceae. Gene Ontology annotation, molecular function: oxidoreductase activity. The record is from RefSeq and is a predicted model, not a curated record.
CCAAUAUCCAAUAUCCGCCAAUCGUUCGGAUUCCACUUCGAUAGAUUAGCUUUCUCAACGGCCAUGAAAAACCUUCCACCAACUAGGUCAUAGAUUUUGGUUGAUUCAAUACUUUCUUCUUCACAAGAUGCUCCUAAUCAGAACCACAAGGUCUUUCUGCUAAGCUUCAAAUCUUCUUGAAGCCGAGAUGUCCAUUUCUGUACCCUUUAAUGGUUUCACACUCCAUUCACCAAAGGUUCGAAGCUGCCGGAGACUUCUUUCCUCUCAUUUCAUCAAUCAAGUUCAGGUAAAAUCAUUCCAAUAUGCUCUGCCACUGUCUCCUCUAUAUUUCUCAGAACCCUCUAAAUUUAGCUGUGAAAGACUCAGACCCAUCACAGCUUCCGUGACCUCAACUCUUGAAACGCCCAAAACUUCAUUCAGGAACAAAAACCCAAAAGAUAUCAGUGUUUUGGUUGUGGGUUCAACUGGGUAUAUUGGAAAAUUUGUGGUUAAAGAGUUGGUUAAUAGAGGGUUUAAUGUCAUAGCCGUUGCUAGGGAGAGGAGUGGUAUUAGGGGUAGAAAUAGCAAAGAAGAUACCUUGGAGCAGUUGAAUGGGUCAAACGUGUGCUUUUCAGAUGUGACCAAUUUGGAUUCUUUAGAGAGAAGUUUGGCGAAAUUGGAGCUUUCAGUUGAUGUUGUUGUGUCAUGCCUUGCUAGCCGUGCUGGCGGCGUCAAGGACUCAUGGAGGAUCGAUUAUGAGGCAACAAAGAAUAGCCUUCUUGCUGGUAGAAAGUAUGGGGCUUCACAUUUUGUUUUGCUGUCUGCAAUUUGUGUGCAAAAGCCCCUUCUUGAAUUCCAGCGUGCGAAGCUGAAAUUCGAGGCUGAAUUGGUUAAAGCAGCUGAAGAGGAUGAUGGGUUUACGUAUAGUAUUGUGAGGCCUACAGCAUUUUUCAAGAGCUUGGGUGGACAGGUUGAACUGGUGAAAGAUGGGAAGCCUUAUGUGAUGUUUGGGGAUGGAAAAUUGUGCGCUUGCAAGCCAAUUAGUGAGCCUGAUCUGGCUUCCUUUAUUGUGGACUGCGUGCUGAGUGAAGACAAGAUUAACCAGGUUUUACCCAUUGGCGGGCCGGGGAAGGCAUUGACGCCAUUGGAGCAAGGGGAGAUCUUGUUUAGACUUGUGGGGAGAAAACCCAAUUUUCUGAAAGUGCCUAUUGAAAUAAUGGAUUUUGCUAUUGGAGUUCUUGAUUUCCUAGUUAAAAUAUUCCCUUCUUUGGAAGAUGCUGCUGAGUUUGGUAAAAUUGGAAGGUAUUAUGCUGCAGAGAGUAUGUUGCUUUUGGAUCCUGAGACUGGAGAGUACAGUGCUGAGAAAACACCAAGUUAUGGUAAAGACACGUUGGAAGAGUUCUUUGAGAGAGUACUAAGAGAAGGAAUGGCUGGUCAGGAGUUAGGAGAGCAAACGAUAGUCUAAUCUGCCCUUCUGCGACAAGUUUGUAAAUUUGAUUACUCCAUCGAAUGUACCAGUUUUGGCCAGUUCUUCUUCUCUCAUGUAAUGGGUCCUUUUACAAGUUGCAAGUAAUAUGAUUUUCGUGUUUGCAACGAUCAAACGUGAAUCUAUGCUGUGAAUACCUAAUGAUACAUUUUCAUCCAUUUCUCC